AGCCCUUUGGCAUACCAAGGGCUCCUAUACCCGGAUGUAGGUCCGCUCGCUUCUCGUCUCGGUAGUUCUUCUCGUCUGUUCGGGGAAGAAGAAGAAAAAAACCCGCCUCCAUCUCCUCCUCGAAUGUGAGGGACAGGCGAGGCGACCCCCCACAGCGCAUUCUAGCUCGUUUUGACUGCACUUCGGCUUCCGUAGGCCUGGCUUCCGGGCUAUUGGUUGGGGAGGCCGGAAGCGUCGGCGGAGAGAAGGAGCUGAAGCAGAAGCGCUGAGGGAGGUUAGCCAAGAUGGCUGGGCACAGAUUGGUGUUAGUGUUGGGAGACCUUCAUAUCCCGCACCGAUGCAACAGCCUGCCAGCUAAAUUCAAGAAACUGCUCGUUCCAGGAAAGAUCCAGCAUAUUCUCUGUACUGGAAACCUCUGCACGAAGGAGAGCUAUGACUACCUUAAGACCCUGGCUGGCGAUGUUCAUGUAGUUAGAGGGGAUUUUGAUGAGAACUUGAAUUAUCCUGAGCAGAAAGUGGUAACUGUUGGGCAGUUCAAGAUUGGGCUUAUCCAUGGCCAUCAGGUUAUUCCAUGGGGUGAUGUGGCCAGCCUCGCGUUACUCCAAAGGCAAUUUGAUGUGGACAUCCUAAUUUCAGGGCACACACACAAAUUUGAGGCAUUUGAACAUGAAAACAAGUUCUACAUCAACCCUGGAUCGGCAACAGGAGCCUACAGUGCUUUGGAAAACAACAUCAUUCCUUCAUUUGUGCUGAUGGACAUCCAGGCUUCCACAGUAGUUACUUAUGUUUAUCAGCUGAUUGGCGAUGAUGUGAAAGUAGAAAGAAUCGAGUACAAGAAAUCUUAAAGCAAGCUACUCUGCCUGGUUCUUCAACUCUUCAUUUCUCAGCAUACACUAAAAAGGUCCACAGUGUUUGCAGUAUUGUUAGCUUAUAAAAGGACUCCUCUUAACCUUGUUGUGUAAACCAAGUUUAGAGUGCUUGACUUCUUUCACAAGAGGUUUGCCUUGGCUUACUCUUUUCUUUUGCCUAAAAGUGGUUACAAUUUGUAAAUACUAUUCAAAGUGCGCAGCAGAAUUCUGUCGGUUCAUCAUGUGAACUAUUCUCAGUCUUGUAAUAAACAUUUAAAUUUAA
Messenger RNA from Hemicordylus capensis (graceful crag lizard), 1131 nucleotides. It is a transcript of the gene VPS29, whose product is annotated as VPS29 retromer complex component. Gene Ontology annotation, biological process: retrograde transport, endosome to Golgi; intracellular protein transport. Lineage: Eukaryota; Metazoa; Chordata; Lepidosauria; Squamata; Cordylidae. The transcript has 5 exons. The record is from RefSeq and is a predicted model, not a curated record. The coding region runs from base 285 to 845 and encodes 186 amino acids. Gene Ontology annotation, cellular component: retromer complex; endosome.